Molecule: messenger RNA, 2001 nt
Organism: Macrobrachium nipponense
Lineage: Eukaryota; Metazoa; Arthropoda; Malacostraca; Decapoda; Palaemonidae
Product: bestrophin-1-like
Exons: 9
Coding region: 478-1602 (374 amino acids)
Molecular function (GO): chloride channel activity
Source: RefSeq, a predicted model, not a curated record
GCUCGGCUGGCGGGACGGAGGUCAGUCGAGGAUGUGACUGUGUCACGUGAGCAUCACCUUUAAAAACCUGCAGAUGAGAUCGUUGUUACUUUACGUUAUGACGUAACGUGACGUCAUCGUAUAUACGUUCGUUGUCGGACGGUGGUGUUGUAACGUAUUAAUGGAAGCGAAAGGAGGGCUAAUUUGAAUGGGUGAAUUGGCGUUUAUUGUGAGCGUUGAAAAAGACGUAAUUAAUAACAAUGAAAAGAUAAUUAUCAUGCAUUUCCACACUACCGGUCUGUUGAUGGAACUUCCUGUGUCACCUGUAUAAUACGGAAGCUGGUUACUUCCGGUAACCUGAGACGUUGCCACGGAUCUUCCAGACUCUUCUGUCUAGACUGUCGUCUAUCGAAAGCAUUAAGAUAAAAGAAUGGGGCCCUAGACGGAUGGAGAAGUAGUAGAUUUUUUUAGACAGAAGUUCCCCAGGUUGCCAGAAGCAUGACUGUGAAAUAUACGCAGAAGGUAGCCAAUCAAAGAGGCUUUGGGUCCUUCACAAAGCUGCUGAUGAGAUGGCGCGGCAGCGUCUACAAGAUGGUCUGGCAGGACAUGGCCGUUUACUUGGUCCUCUAUUAUUUUCUCUCGCUCAUCUACCGCUUCGCCCUGUCGCAGUACCACAGAGGGGUGUUCGAGACCAUCGUCCUAAACUGCGCCAGGUUCCGCGACCUCAUCCCAGUGUCCUUCGUGUUGGGUUUUUACGUGUCCCUGGUCGUCAACAGGUGGUGGGGGACCUACAAGAGCAUCCCGUGGCCUGAUUCGACAGCUCUGCUCCUUGCUACUCACCUUCAGGGGAAGGACCAGGAAUCCAGAGAGCAGAGACUGACAAUCAUACGAUACGUCAACUUGGCCAUAGCCAUCACGUUCUCCAUGGUGUCACCUGCAGUUACCAGGAAACUGCCAACGCUACAGCAUUUCGUAGUGGCUGGCUACCUGAACGAAAAUGAGAUGCAGAUGAUCCAGGACCUGGAAAAGAAGACGAAGGUCCACAAGGCCUGGAUUCCAGUUAUGUGGGCCACCAGGAUGGUGGAGCAGGCCAGGCUGGACGGCAGGAUAAGGAGUGACGUCAUCGAGAACAACAUCAUCAACGAGAUAGACACCGUCCGAGAGAAGUGCGGCGCCAUAUUGGGCUGGAACGACCAUAACAUCCCUUUGGUCUACACACAGGUGGUGACCAUCGCCGUCUACUCGUUCUUCGGCUCCUCCCUCCUGGGCGAGCAGUACCUCGAUCCCACGAAGGACCUGAAGGGUCACGAGAUCGACCUGUACAUUCCGAUGUUCGCCCUCCUGCAGCUCUUCUUCUACAUCGGGUGGGUCAAGGUGGCCGAGGCUCUGCUGAAUCCCUUCGGGGAUGAUGACCACGACUUCGAGUUCAUCCCUCUGCUGGAAAGGCACAGGGAGAUGUCCUACAUGCUCUGUGGCGCGGAGGACUCCCCUCCUUCCAUACGAGAGUCGGACCGCAACGGCCAGCCCAAAAAGGAGGACCAGACAUCCCAAUUUGUGGUGGUUCCUAACACUGCUGCUGCUGGGGCCUCAGAUGCCCUAGAGCAGGUCGACAGCAGCGCCUGACCAGGUCGACAAGGUCAACAAGCAGCCUGCGAGAAGUAGGAAGUGGUUCGGGACCUGGAUAAGCCGCCAAGAAGUAACAAGAUGUCGAGCUUACUCCAGUUGACAAGAGACACUCGACGAGAGAAACACUUUGCUGGGAGAUCAAUCACAAAAUGAAAUGUGCGACAGAGGAGUGGCAGAAUUGAAUAAAAUGGUGAUCAACUACAGAUUACUGUAAAAAAAAAAAAAGGCCUUGGUACCGUUCUCAUAAAGAUGGCUGAACCCAAAACUCUACAUAUGAAUCUUGUGUGUGUUGGUGAAUUUAAUAUAUAAUAUUUGUAUGACGAAUCAUCACAAUUCAGUGACUAUUAUCUGCGCAUGACGUCGAAACUCACACAUAUAUAUAUAUAUAUAUAUAUA